This is a messenger RNA of Daucus carota subsp. sativus, 1509 nucleotides long. RefSeq names its product lecithin-cholesterol acyltransferase-like 1. Bases 167 to 1468 code for a protein of 433 amino acids. The transcript has 2 exons. The record is from RefSeq and is a predicted model, not a curated record. NCBI's taxonomy places the organism in Eukaryota, Viridiplantae, Streptophyta, Magnoliopsida, Apiales, Apiaceae. Gene Ontology annotation, biological process: lipid metabolic process.
CGUAGCAAUUUCUCCUCCAAGUAAUCUUUCUUUGUAGGGACGUUACUUCUCAUAUUUCCAUUUGAAUUUUACACACGCACAUACAAAAAAAGAUAACAAAGAACCUCUAUCCUCACGUUAUCCAAAUCUCUUAAGAGAAUAAACAAGCUAGAGAGGCAGAGUAAAGAUGAGACUAAUAAACAAGGCUGGCCUGGCUAGAACAGUAAUUUUAAUGGCUGUGAUUAUGUACACGGCUGAAGCGGCUAUGAUGAGCAACAUGCACCCUCUGAUCUUGGUGCCUGGGAAUGGCGGGAACCAGCUAGAGGCGCGGUUCACGUCUGAGUACAAAGCCACCAGCCUGUUCUGCACGCGGUGGAACCCGCUGGUGAAGAAGCAAGGAGGGUGGUUCAGGCUGUGGUUUGAGUUGAAUGUGCUCUUGGCUCCCUUUACUCAGUGCUUUGCUGAGAGGAUGACACUUUAUUAUGAUCCUGAGGUUGAUGAUUACUGUAAUGCCCCUGGUAUUGAAACUAGAGUUCCUGAUUUUGGCUCCACUGAUUCACUCCUCUACCUUGAUCCUAAUCUCAAGCACAUAUCAGCAUACAUGGCACCCUUGGUGGAAUCCCUAGAGGAACUUGGAUAUGCAGACGGCCUUAACCUUUUCGGAGCUCCUUACGAUUUUCGUUAUGGUUUAGCAGCCCAAGGACACCCUUCUAAAGUUGGAUCUGAAUUCCUCAAUGACUUAAAGAAUUUGAUUGAAAAAGCAAGCAAUGCCAAUGAUGGAAAGCCGGUGAUUCUUGUCACCCAUAGCUUAGGCGGCUUGUAUGUGCUUCAACUCCUCAAUCGAAACUCACUUUCUUGGCGCCAAAAAUAUAUCAAACACUUUGUAGCACUUGCUGCCCCAUGGGGCGGCACAGUCCAAGAAAUGCUCACAUUUGCAUCAGGCAACUCACUAGGGGUUCCACUAGUUGACCCCUUGCUAGUAAGAGCAGAACAAAGAAGUUCAGAGAGCAAUUUAUGGCUAAUGCCAUCACCUCAACUUUAUGGUCGUAAACCACUCGUGAUCACACCAAACGCCACAUAUUCAGCAUACGACAUUGCUCAAUUUCUUGUUGACAUUGGAUUCUCCGAAGGUGUUCAUCCUUACAACACACGAAUUUUACCUCUAGUCAAUAAUUUGGUGGCGCCUGAAGUAGACAUGACAUGUAUAUUUGGGAGCGGAGUAAAAACAGCAGAGACAUUGUUUUACGGAGAAAAUGGAUAUGACAAACAACCAGAGAUUCUGUAUGGAGAUGGUGAUGGUACAGUUAAUAUGUUAAGUUUGAUGGCACUACAAAAUGAAUGGGCUGGUAAAAAGAAUCAGUCAGUUGAAGUGAUAAGAAUACCUGAUGCUUCUCAUACAUCUAUACUGGAAGACUCUGUCGCACUCGAUGAAAUAGCUAAGGUGAUUAAAUCCAUCAAUUCUGUAACUAGUAGUUUAGCUUAUUCAUAAUAUCCUAAUACUAUGGGUGGGAUAUACAUACAUCUUGUGAU